CGCACGUGUGUGUGUUUAAUUAGCGCGUGCGUGCGCGCUUGCGCGAGCAAUGUGCUGACCGCUCUCCAGCAGUCGCGUCUCCUCCGCUCGCGUGCAGGUGUCACAUUCCUCGGAUGCUCGCGAUCAUUUGAACCCGGCACCCUAUCAUCAUGACGGACCCCUCCUCAGCUGCUGACCCCACUGCUGGUCCUGCAGACCCUGGUCCUGAUCCCGGUCCUGCUUCUGCUCCGGAUCCAGCGGUGUCAGGUUCAGCAUCGACUCCUGCGAACGGACACCAUCCGAGCCAAGACACUUUCAACAUGGAGCAGCAGAUGAAAAUAGGAGAACCAGACGACAACGGGCUCCUGGAGAGCAGUAUGCGUCUGAAACCCCACGAGGCUCAGAGUUACAGAAAAAAGGCAUUAUGGGUAUCGUGGGUCUCCAUUGUGGUGACGAUGAUCUUAGCCAUCGCUGCUUUCACUGUUUCUAUAAUGCGGCAUAGUGCAUCAGCGUUUGGAUUUGCUUUUGAUGCCACUCUGGACGUCCUGUCCUCCAUAAUCGUGAUUUGGCGAUACAGUAAUGCGGCGGCCGUCCAUUCAGCACACAGAGAAUACAUAGCAUGUGUCAUUCUCGGGGUUGUGUUCAUCUUGUCGGCCAUCACUAUCCUGGUCAAAGCCAUCCAUGACCUCGCCACAAAACUGCAACCAGAAGUGGAUGACUUCCUGUACAGCGUCUCGAUUGUCAGUGGGAUUGCGUGUGCUAUUCUGUCCGUCUGUAAGUUCAUGCUGGGGAAAGUCCUCACCAGCAGGGCCCUCAUCACUGACGGUUUUAACUCUCUAGUCGGCGCCAUCAUGGGAUUCUCCAUCCUCAUCAGCGCCGAGGUGUUCAAACAUGAACCUAAAGUCUGGUACCUGGAUGGGACUAUGGGGGUUCUGAUUGGACUGAUCAUCCUCGCAUACGGAGUCAAGUUGUUAAAGGACAUGGUGCCCCGCGUCAGGCAGACAAGACAUUACGAGCGAUUCGAGUAGCGAUUCUGAUUCUGGAGGACUCCUCACACACCUGAGAGGAAAACACAACAUAACACACAACACACACCUGCCUCAGGGCAAACGCAGCCACAAACCUCCCCUUGUAAAUAUGGAUCUGAAAGGGAAAACUCAGAAUUAAAUAUAAAAAAUGUGUAUUAUCGUAUCGUUCGAGAUGGAAAUAAGCUAAGAUGCAUUUCAGAAUGUAUAUGAUCUGAUAUUGAAAACCAAGAUUCAUCGCAUCGAGUAAUAUUAUGGGUAUCCAUUUAAUGGGUGAGAGACAUUUUUAGGUAUGAUCUGUGCAGGUUAUUACAAAUAUAAAUGUCCAGGUAGGGAUGGAAGAGGUUUAUCAGGUAAACUUAACACAGAUUGUCAUUCUUGUCAAGUUUAAGUUCCUAUUUAUUUUCGUAGUUCUUUAGUAAAAGCGUUAGUUGCAUCUGUGAAAACCUGUACAUUUUUUACAUGGAGAAAUAGAUUAAAUUUACACAAGCACAUGCAGUAUGAUUACAAAAGUUCUCAUUUUUGAAAUUUCAAUAAACUUUCACAGUGGAAAAGCCGAGUAUAUGAUAUGAAAUCAAGUAUAGAUCGCUCUGAAAGUGUACAAAUUGCAGUCAUGCCAAAAUAAUCUUGCUUAAAUGUCAAAUUAAUCAUUUGAAGAGGUGCUGAAAUGACAUUUUUGUAGACGACGAGUUUGUUUUCUUAAAGAGGACCUUGUUGAAACUUUAAUUUGUCUGUUUUUCCUUGUUAAAACGUGCCAUCGAAUCAUCUACAUGAACUUUGAAGUAUACGAUUCAACAAACAAGGCAUUUUAAUAUCUAAUAUAACUGUAACAUACUCUAAACAUAACACAUGACGAAACUUUCAGUACUUAAAGAGCACUAGCCUAAGUCUACAAAUCAAUAGCUACCAUUAAACCGCUUCAUUUGCUAGACCUAAAUGAUGUAGUUCUGUAAUUUCAUCUUUCGCACUCCACUGAAACAGUAAAGCUCUGUGAAGUUCAUUUGUUAUAGCUUGAUCCAGCCUUGCGUAGAGCUUUUGGUGAAACUUGUACUUAUUAAACGGCACACGAACGUUACUAGCAGAGUAACCAAGCCUUAAAAUCUUGACCCUUCAUGAUGUGAAGUUAUAUGUUCUUAAGUAUUAGACUGUUGUAAUAAUUGCCACGAAAUUUGGCUGUUUAAAUGUGUAUUUGGGAAAAGCCAAGUUUCUGAGCAUUUUAUGUAGCAAAUAUAUCAUAGCUCCAUGGAGCAGUUGGACGUAACGGUGACGUUACCGACGGUCCGAUCGCAUAUGUGCUAUUCAGUGGCAGUUCGUCGUGUGAUUGUCGGUGAAAAGCAACGUUUGUGCUUUGGGAGAAGUGUAUGACUUAUGCUGUUUUUUUCAGGUGUGUGGUCGAAUUCAACGCUCUGUUCUUAAUUGACAUGUUAAAUACCUUGAGUCCAUGUCGGAGGGACUAGACACAAGCACACACCCCUGCAAAUGGGACUUUCGUUUGCACAGUUUAUAAAACCACAUGUAGACAUGUGUUUAAGAACCAAAAAUGAAAAUUUACAGAGGAUUUACUCACUUUCAGGCCAUCCAAGAUGUAGUUCGUUUCUACAACAGAACCGAUUUGGAGAGACAUAGCUUAACUUCCUUAUCGAUGGAUCCUCUGCAGUGAAUUGGUGCCAUCUGAAUGAGAGUCCUAACAGCUGAUAAAAAACAUCACAAUAAUCCACAAGUAAUCCACACCAGUCCAUCAGUCAACAUCAUGUGAUGUGAAAAGCUGCGUGUUUUUAAGCGUGUCCAUCAUUAAAAGUGUUUUAACUUCUGAUAGUCACAUACAAAAUAGCACUUAUUCCAUAAUAACGCAGAGUAGGGUUGCGAUAUAUAACACUAGACAUGAUUAACCAGUAGAAAUAUAUCAACCGGUAGAGAUUUUCGACUAUCAUCUCUAUCGCAGUUAGAGGCUUAAAUGGCGUUGUUCUGCUAAAUGGUCACAAAAGUGUUGCGGGUGCACGUUAUUAAACAUUGCGGUUUAGAAACAAGUGAUUUUAGGCUGUUGGAAAGCAAUCAGCAGCUAAAGAUAACUCAUUUCGCUAUGUGUGUGUGCACUGUCUGAGAGUUUCUGAGCCAUCACAGAGCGUGGAAGUAUUGAAUGCUCAUUGAGUUUUUAUUUUUUAUUUUUAUUAAUGGUUAUUGAGUUAUUGCUGCCACUUUGAACAGUUAAAUGCACACUUGUGUGCGUCAAAAUGCCCAUCUUUGCAAGUAUCCUCGUAAACACAUUAAUUUAGGUCUUAAGUGAAAGCAAACAUUUGAGAAACAUUAUAAUAUGUAACAGUAUAUUGUAUCCAGGCAGCUCUUAAAGUGACAGCAGUCUAAUAUUCCUGCUGUCUAUCAUUCAUUUGUUCUACAGUAGUUUUUGUUGUAUUUCUUGUAAUUAAUUCAUUUAUAAUUCUUAUUAAAUCACUUACUGUUUACUUGUGUUCAGUGAGCUUGAGUUUUUUUUAAUGUAGGCUACUGUUUGUCACUGUACAAAAGUGACAAAAAAGACAUUUCAAUGGUAUCAGAAUUUCAAUAUCAAGACCUUAUUUAAAGCAAAAAUAUCUAUAUUGUGAUAUAUAUAUCCUUAUUGUGAUAUAAAAUUUAUAAUAAUGAAAAAGUCCAUGUCCUGUAGUCAUCUCACAUCAAAAUCCACCAAAUUUUUGUUUAGAACUGUUUAGAUUUGUAAAGUGUUUUUUUGUGCAUAUUUCUCCCGAUUCAGACGAGAUGACUUUUUCACUUGAGAAAGCAAUUUUAUGGAUAGAGAACUCAUAUUUUAGCUGGAGUUGAGUGGAUUACUUGUGGAUUAUUGUGAUGUUUUUAUCAGCUGUUUGCACUCUCGUUCUGACGGCACCCAUUCAAUGCAGAGGAUCCAUUGGUGAUCUAGUGAUGUAAUGCGAAAUUUCUACAAAUCUGUUCUGAUGAAGAAACAAACUCAUCUACAUCUUGGGGGCCCUAAGGGUGAGUAAAUUACAAUUUUGUAGUUGAACUAUUCCUUUAAAACUGAGGCCCGAAAAUAAUCUAGGGGCUAUUAUUUGGUUAGCGCCAUUAUUUAGUUAAAAACUGAAUUCACACCAUUGUUCGAAGAACAAAUAUAUACUCCACAUCGGGCUGAAUGUCAUAAGAUACAUGAAUGUAUAUAUAGAACUAUGUUGCUGUGGAGUACACAUGUAUAUUUACACAGAAAUGUCUGUUGUCACAGAAAAAUGUUUAUUUGAAAAAUAAAGAUAUAUCCUACUGAUUCCUCAAAAUCACUGAAAAACAAA
This is a messenger RNA of Carassius gibelio (silver crucian carp), 4291 nucleotides long. Its product is annotated as transmembrane protein 163-like. Gene Ontology annotation, cellular component: synaptic vesicle membrane. The coding region runs from base 150 to 1007 and encodes 285 amino acids. Gene Ontology annotation, molecular function: zinc ion binding. The transcript has 8 exons. The record is from RefSeq and is a predicted model, not a curated record. Lineage: Eukaryota; Metazoa; Chordata; Actinopteri; Cypriniformes; Cyprinidae.